Daphnia magna is the source of this 720-nucleotide messenger RNA. RefSeq lists its product as uncharacterized. Bases 65 to 688 code for a protein of 207 amino acids. The transcript is spliced from 2 exons. The record is from RefSeq and is a predicted model, not a curated record. NCBI's taxonomy places the organism in Eukaryota, Metazoa, Arthropoda, Branchiopoda, Diplostraca, Daphniidae.
UUUAGUUUCCAUAUUUUUGCAAAAGUGAAUAUUAUUUGUAAAAUCGUAAAUUUACUGCUUGGAGAUGCAGUCACUUCUCAACAAACAAAAAAUUCUGGAAACUUUACUCGAUUCUUAUACUUGCAAAAUAGAAGGAUGUAACACCGUGACAAAUUCAAGUCAAAAAAUGUUGAGUCAUCUAAGAGUGUAUCAUAAAAAAGAUGGAAACUUUACAAGUCCUUGUGUAUUCAGCACUGAGUGUUUUCACUUGUCAAACUUCAAAUCUUUUGAUGGAUUAUAUUACCAUUUAAAAACAUUCCACCCGAGUUUUUUUUAUAGUCCUGCGAUUGAACAAUCGCAAGUUAUUGAAGCGUGUACCGAAACAGAAGUUGUGAACAAUAACUCAGGAAUUGAAAUUGACUGUGAGCUGCAUUCCUCGCAUGUUGAAUUAGUGAAACCUAGAGAUGUUGAUUUACAACACCUUGGUGCAGAUUUUGUCCUAAACAUGUUGACGGAACAAAAGUUAACCCAAGUUAAUGUCCAGUAUGUCAUGGAAGCAGCAACGACUUUGAUCACUGAAGCUGUAAAACAGAAAGUGCAACAAGCCAUUUCUUUUUUGCAACAAAGCAAUGUCUCAAUGGAGACUGAUAAUCAUGAUCGUGAUGCUCUGAUCCCAUUGUUGGAUUACAAGGAAGAUCCCUUUGUUUAACUUCGCAAUCAGUAUGGACAAAACCAUUACUU